UUGACACAUAGGACGUAUUCACGGUGCUUGUUUGCAUCAAUUAUCUUUCUGCAAGCGUGGGAUCUCGUGUACGUUAAAUGGCGGGGAGAGCCUUUCUAUGAAAGAUACGCACUGUGCGUUUCGAUGACCCAUAUCUUAACCCUUCCUUGUGCCUCACCAUGCCAUCUGCGCUCGCAUCCUUCAGCUCAAUGAAUGAGAAGCACCCGGAAAUCCAGAAACUGAUGAAACCGUAUCCCUGGUUCAAGUGGCAGAUAGUUGCCAUGGUUACGACGCAGCUCUUCAUGUUCUACAUGCUGCAAGAUGCUUCCUGGUUCACACUCACCAUGUGGGCCUACUUUUUUGGAGGCGUCAUCAACCACGCCCUCAUGUUGGGCAUACACGAGAUCGCGCACAAUCACGCCUUUGGACCCGGAAGGCCCCUUCCGAACCGCCUCUUUGGGAUGUUCACCAACCUCCCCAUAGGAAUUCCCGCGUCCAUAUCGUUUCGGAAGUACCAUCUUGAGCAUCAUCGCUACCAGGGAAUUGACUCCAUAGAUGCGGACCUUCCGACAGAACUGGAAGCCAAACUGUUCUGUCACACAUUUACGAAACUCAUCUGGAUCAUUCUUCAACCUCUGUUCUAUGCACUUCGCCCCGUUUUUGUGUUCCCAAAGCCCGUCACCAAGCUGGAGCUCAUCAACUUGGUGACCCAGAUCACGUUCGAUGUCCUAGUGUACCACUUUUUUGGUGCGAAGAUCGUUUACUACAUGAUUGGAGGAUCCCUGCUAGCCAUGGGGCUCCACCCGGUGGCGGGUCACUUUGUGUCCGAGCACUACAUGUUCAAGAAGGGCUUUGAAACUUACUCCUACUACGGAAUUCUCAACUGCCUCACAUUCAAUGUGGGAUACCACAUGGAGCACCACGACUUCCCCGGUGUGCCCGGAGCAAAGCUUCCGAUGGUGAAGAAGAUAGCCGGUGAGUUCUACGACGACCUCCCACAUCACGACUCCUGGGUGAAGGUACUCUACGACUUCAUCAUGGACCCAGAAAUCGGACCGUACGCCCGCAUCAAACGGAAAGGUGCCAUAGAUCCCACGCUUCUCGGGGGCCAAAAGGCGGAAGCAGACGUGAGCGGAAGGAUAACCGAAAGUGGCCAGGGCGAUGCUCAAAAGCAGGACUGAAGCGGUGGUACUAGAUUUUUGUCUGGGCUCCUGCGAGGGAUGCUCCGUGUAUUUAACGACUCGUGAUACUUUCUGGUGCCCGCAGGUACCUGCAGAAUGCAAUCGAAUAGGCAUUACACUUUCUUUUCUUUUUUAAAUCUGGCAACCAAGGUGACGUUUGUGGUUUUGACGUUUGUGGCUUUUGCAUUUAUAACUGGCAGGAAAACACACAGGAAGUGUUCACUUUAUUGAUUUUGGAGGGUGGGCUGUUGUAAAUGCAUACCUGCCAACUCUCAUAUCGCAUAAGCAUAUCGCGUUGCGGCGUCGGGAGUUGGAAACACGGAGGAGGAUUGCGCUUUGAACAAAGUCGACUGCAGUUGUCGGUGAAAUGGGAAACCGCCCACAACAGCUGGUGAUAUGUGCACUGAACCGACCACAGCGAUGUACAACCGUGACUGACUGUUCUGACUUAUUAUGCAAACUACUUUUUUUAGUGGCUCAUUAACUAACUUGUUCAACAACUAUUAUUAUGUUUUAAGCUCUCCCGGGAAGUCUAGAUGGGCUUUUGAAUUUUGGGCACGUUACUGAGGUAGUGCUGAUCGAGUAGCGUUGAAUGUUGAGGGCAGUUCGACAUCGUUUUGUCUUCGCGUUCUUUUGAGAAAGUGUCAUAGCCUUGUCACAGCUUGACACCCAGAUAGGUUCUUGGAGAGGGCAAAACGUGUGCCCGAUGCACCUGCUGGGGUCAAGUGUGCUCGUGUUACAUAUGCGAAUAAAAGCCCCCCAACAUCGGCUUCCUCCUCCCCAACUUUUGAAGUCUCCCUAAUUUAGACGUUCCCUAGUUGGCAGGUAUGUAAAUGGGUUGUGGGGUGUAGUGGGUAGAGAAAAGUUUUACAGUAUGUCAAAUGUGUCUUUAACUGAAAUUUGUUCCUGUCUUCAAUCCCCUUUUAUUUACAGGUAUUAUUGUUUUUAACCAAAACGAGCCCGUUUACACACAAAUGUAGGGAUAUAAUCUCCUGUCUCUUAUGAAAGGAUGCAAGCAUUACUACCCCAUAGGGGGAGUCCUCUUGAAAUGAAGUUGCAUUUUUCACGUUUAUUGUGAGUAGCUGAAAUGGUUCACUUAUAUUCACACAUGUACAAAUUUCUGUGUUUGUGCAUAGUACCAGAGAUGCAGACAAAAUGCGUGAAAAUGCUUAUAGUAAUCUUUUAUGACCUUUUUUACAGACUAAUUGGAUUAAGAAUAUUGAUUUUUUCAUUGAAAUCUCCAACAUAUUUGGAGUGGUUUCAAGUAAACUUCAAAUCUAGCUGGAAGGGGCAAAAAAGUGAAGGGUACUCGAUUAAGAAAAAAAACUAACGUGGAAUCAGUACAUAACUUUAAAAAAAAAAUCAUGAAUGCAAAUGUUGCUCAAGAACUUUGGUAUCCAAAGGAAAGUUGUAGCAUUUUCAUGACAUCUGUUGUAAGAUUCAGAGUCGAAGGGUAAAUCCGCAUAUGAAUAUUAAUGUUGAAGAAUGUUGCAGAAGAUUUUGUGCACUUGAUACAUACCGACCACUACACUGAAAACGUUUCAGUAUGCAUAGUCUCUGUAGGACCUGCAAAAUCUUCAUAGUCUAUAGUUGUGGUCAUUUUAAUUGGCUGAGUUCUUUAUCUUUAGUCUAAGAUAACUGAGGAACACCCCCUGGCUCACAAAAUGUUUGUGAAGAAGGGAAGUUGUGCGGAAGAAAUUUACAAUGCUCAAAAAGUUCAUGUGAUGACGGUCUACGCCACUGUGCUUCAGUACCACAUAAAAAAUUCUGUUUGUUUGUAAAUUUUGCCCUGUAUAUAGAAAAGACCGCUGUAUAAAAUCUGCACAAAACCUGGAUAUUGUGUUCCACUUGAAGAUCAUCUUACGUUCAUUAUGCUGUAUCUUUACUUAUCAUAAACUGGAAUUUCCUGCAUCAGAUUACAUGUUAAUCCACCUUCAGAAGGUGUUAGUACUUAAGUACCCAAUCACAGGUAACCCUUCAAUGUGCACUGCACUUGACUUUUUGUGGUGUAGAUCAUUGCAUUGUUCUUCUUCUUUUUUUUUUUUCUUGAAAGAAAGUGCUGUGUUUUGGAGUUGUAAAUUAUGGAGGCCACGCUGCACAUUGUAAAUUUAUGCGUUUGCCUGAUGAACUGCAUGUGUUAACAUAGGAAAUAUUCUCAGAAUGCUUUUAGUCUUUAUUUAGAGCCAGUUCUACUCUGCUCUGUACAUAAUUUUACGCUUCAUAUAUUUGAAGAAAAGUAUUUUUCUUUACAAAUUCAGAUUCAGUUGGGCAAACUAAUAACUGCCAGAUGAUGGGGACAUCAAAUCAGCUCCUGUUAGAAAUGACAGCAGCAUUUCACAUUGGUGCACAUUAUUUCUAUGAAAUCCUUGUAGUUUGAACUAUUUGCAUCAAAAGACGUAUUUUGGGAUAUAUAUAUUUUUAGCGAACUAUUCCAAAACAAGUUGAUAGUCAAGCCACAUGAUUCAAGUUCCCUGUUAAUCAACCAGGCUUAAAUUUCGAAUAUAAUUGUGCAUGCUGAGGUUUUUGACGUUCUACAUUAUGUCCAAUCCAGAUGACAUGUGUAAAUACUAUUACAUGAUUAUUAGAGCCUGAAGUUUUUCGGGAAAUAUUUUUUUCUAAAUUUGGAGGGUAAAAAUCGGGUAAAUAAACGUGUGCUCUAAAUUCAAGUGAAUUCGGGUGGAAAAACUUCCAGUAUGCUAAAUUCGGGGAGAAAUCUGGCUCAGUUACUCAAACUAACUGUACUGGAUUGGUACAAACUGUGAUGUAACCGCAUUUGCUGCCAAACAAGCUAAGUGUGCAUUCCUACGGACUUCUCAGUCAGGGCAAUUUGCCGGGUAAAUAUCGGGUUUCACCCCAAAGAGGCAAUCUUCAAUUCGGGGAAGAAUCGGGUUAAACCCUAAAACUUCGGGCUCUAAUAAUUACAUGUACCACACAAGAAACAAAAAUGCUGUGCUUGUAAUUGCACUAACAUUAAACAGAUGCCUUUCAAUUA
Molecule: messenger RNA, 4152 nt
Organism: Ornithodoros turicata
Lineage: Eukaryota; Metazoa; Arthropoda; Arachnida; Ixodida; Argasidae
Gene: ifc
Product: sphingolipid delta(4)-desaturase DES1-like
Exons: 5
Coding region: 159-1160 (333 amino acids)
Biological process (GO): ceramide biosynthetic process
Cellular component (GO): membrane
Molecular function (GO): sphingolipid delta-4 desaturase activity
Source: RefSeq, a predicted model, not a curated record